CCCGGUGACCCUUGCGACGUCUUUCACUUCCGGGUCAACCCCAACCCCGCGGAGCUCCGGGUGCCUGGCGACACCUGGAGGUCAGACAGCGACACUGCAGCUGGAAAAAAAGAGCAAAGAAAAGUCAAAUACAGUCAAAGCGGCGAGCAGCGGAAGUCGAGCUGUUAUUUCCGGCGGUUGUGUUCGGUGCGGUCUCGCUCGGCUCGGCUCGGCUCGGCUCGGCUCGACCAGCAGCGGCAGGAGCAGCGGACGGUAAACCCGAGUGUGACCGCGGAGGAAAGAUGGCGGCCCCUGCUCUCUCCGGUCGGACCGGCUCGGCGGGCAGCCUCGGGAACAGCCCCACCAUGGCCGCGGGCAGCAGGCUGCCGCACGGCGGCGUCGGGCCCGAGCUCGACUUCAGGUCCGCGGCCCGCGUCGACGACCUGAACCGCCUCAUCCAGGAGUUCAGCAAACACGACCAGAGGGAGUACGACGACCAGCGGGCUCUGGAGAUCCACACGGCCAAGGACUUCAUCUUCUCCAUGCUGGGAAUGGUCCAGAAGUUGGACCAGAAGCUCCCGGUGGCCAACGAGUACCUCCUCCUGUCGGGAGGCGUUCGAGAGGGUGUGGUGGACAUGGACCUGGACGAGCUGAGCGUCUACGCCCGCGGCACAGACUACGACAUGGACUUCACUCUGCUGGUCCCGGCACUCAAACUCCACGACCGCAACCAGCCGGUGACCCUGGACAUGAGGCACUCGGCCCUGGGUCACUCCUGGCUCAGCCUCCGCCUCUUCGACGAGGGAACCAUCAACAAGUGGAAGGACUGCUGCACCAUCGUCGACCAUAUCAGCGGCACCACCAACUACUUCUUCUCUCCUACACUGGUGGCGGACUGGUUCUACCAGUCCAUCUCCCUGGUGCUGUUGGAGGUGCAGAAGAAGCCGCAGAGAGGGAUGCCAAGAGUGGAGAAGGUGGAGAGGAACGGCACCAUCAUCUCCGUCAUCCUGGGCGUCGGGAGCAGCCGCAUGCUCUACGACAUCGUCCCCGUGGUGUCGUUUAAAGGCUGGCCGGCCGUGGCUCAGAGCUGGCUGAUGGAGAACCACUUCUGGGACGGGAAGAUCACAGAGGAGGAAGUGAUCAGCGGCUUCUACCUCGUCCCUGCCUGCUCCUGCAAAGGCCGCAAGGAGAACGAGUGGCGCCUGUCAUUCGCCCGCAGCGAGGUGCAGCUGAAGAAGUGCAUCUCGUCCAGCCUAAUGCAGGCCUACCAGGCCUGUAAGGCCAUCAUCAUCAAGCUGCUGUCCCGCCCCAAAGCCGUCAGCCCCUACCACCUCCGCAGCAUCAUGUUGUGGGCCUGCGACCGCCUUCCCGCCAACUACCUGACACAGGACGACUUCUCCGCCCACUUCCUGCUCGGCCUGAUUGACGACCUGCAGCACUGCCUCGUCAACAAGAUGUGUCCCAAUUACUUCAUCCCCCAGUGCAACAUGCUGGAGCACCUGUCCGACGAGACGGCCAUGCUGCACGCCCGCAAACUGUCCUCGGUGCGCUCCGACCCGACCGAGCACCUCCGCACCACCAUCGAACACGCCAAGGCCGCCAACAGGUUGACGGUGGAGCUGCAGUGGCGGGGCAGCUCCAGCAACCUGCCGUCGCCGCAGUCCGACGCCGGCGGAGAGAGCCAGCCGGACGACCGCCUGGCCAAGAAGCUUCAGCAGCUCGUCACGGAGAAUCCUGGGAAAUCAAUCUCGGUCUUCAUCAACCCAGACGACGUCACACGACCACAUUUCCGCAUCGACGACAAAUUCUUCUGAGACAGAGAAACGUUCUCCCAGGCCUCUUCCUGCUCCUCUUCUUCCUCUUACUCUCUGCCUUCUCUCCAGUCGCCUGGUGACACACCUCCUCUGAAGCUUUAUUUUUUACUUUUUUUUUAUGUUUCUCUGCCACAGAGUGAAGUGAGUGAUCGUCUCGUUGUGUCUGCCACAGUUUUUUAUUUUUUAUUUUUCUAUUCCCUGUCCCUCCUCGUUCACUGUGUGCCCUGUGUUUUUCUUAACCUGCUGAAUGCCUUUUAAAUAGACAGCUGAAUAGCAGCGGGUUGAUUUUAAAAACCUGAAAGACGAAGGAAGAAAAUCCACCUUCAGAGAGAAAUCCUCUUCCUGUGUCGUGGUAGUUUCAUGUAUUUAUCAGGGAACCUGGAGCUGAGACGAAAGCCACUGACUGAAAACAUCGCAGAAGCUCAUUCCGAGUCAAGUUGGGUUCGUCGAUCGGGCGACGGGUUGUUAAUCCGCGGUAAUCGGGUCACAAAGAUCCGCGUCGUGUCUGAAGGUGGAUUCUGCCCCGUUGAGGAAUGUCUUAGUCCCGCUGGGGGAUGAUGGUACUAACGUUUUAGAAACUAACUGUAUAUAGAAGAAAACUGACUGAACUCGUGUGUAGACAGAAGGUGACGUAGUCAAUGAUGAUGAUUUGUGGACUACUUGUUUAACUUUACACAGAAUGUAAAAAAACACUUUUCCUCUCGACGGUGGACGUCGCCUUCGUGCUGAUUCCAGAAUAAUGUUUCAUAUCGUUAGUCGGGUGACACUUUGCCGAAAAGAAUUGUCUCUUGCACAUUGUGAAUGUGUUUAUUAUUAACCUGAUGGUUAACGGCAGCAAGUACACGGCGACACUCUGGCAGUCAUACUUCAUCAUGCGUUCACACACGCAGCUUCACCCUGAGGUCCGUGCGUCUGCAGCAGCAACUAAAAUACUGUGAUUACAUCAGGAAGUCAAGGGAUAAAUGAGCAUGAACGGUAGAGGACGGAGCUCAACCAUAGACUAUAUACAGACGAUCAGUGACUAUAUAUAAAGAUGACGGCAAGUCUCUUCGUCCUCUCAUUGAAAACUAAAAUUAAGCUAAAAGAUCUCAGAUUCAGGAGCCCCAUCUUGUGCUGGCGAUGUCAUGUGGAGUCAGAGUCUGUGCAGUAGUUAGAUUGUGGAGUGGAGCCGUGGUAUCUAGGCCCCGCCAAUACACACGCUCUCCACCAAUCGUAUCAGCCUCAGCUGUCAAUCAUGAUGUCUCAGCCCGUUUUUAUAUCAUCAAUGUGUAAAUAUUGAUGCAGUUGAAUCAGGAGUACGGAGAUCACGGACGUCUUCAGCAGAAGUAUUUAUUACAGGAGCUCAAUAUGUCGAGGAGAUUUGUGGUUCAUUACACUGAUCAACAAGUGGUGAGUGCAUGGUGUACCCCAAAAACCUCCCAGCCCAUGUCUGUCUCCAUAGAAACGCUCUAUCUCAGUACAUUUAGGACAAAGGGCCGACCUUUUAACAACUCAACAUUCUGAGAGUUGGGACGGUCAAAUAACUAAUGAGAAGCAAAGUGAUCAGAAACAUGAAAACUUGAACAAACAUCAGUGUGAUACCAACGACCUCACAUGACAGACACCAGGGGGCGGGGCUUAUGGCCUGUACUGCAGCCAGACACCAGGGGGCGAUCAGGAUGAUUUUUGCUUAAUGUUCGAGGGGCUGUCAUGUCGUCCAUCUUUAUUUACAGUGUGUGAGUUUGAACACUAACAACCGACCACACACGAGCCGCAAAAACAGAAUAACCAAAUACACUAACAUGCUGAAAACACGAUACUCUGUCACCACGCGUGUGUUUAGUUCUGUUUGUGUUUUCUUUAGCUGCAGUGUGUCGAAGCUCUCAAAAGGUUUUUACAAACAUCAGUAAACUUUGAGGAGGAACCUCCUCGUUGUCGACCAGUGAAACUUCAAUAUGAGAAAUUGUGACCUGGCAGCUGCAGACUCGGCUGCUGGUGUGAGGCUGUUUGUGUGACCUCUUCGUCGCUGCGUUCUUACAGUCUGAACAUCGCUGCGUUACGACCGUCGUCUGGUCCAGUGUCACGUGACAAAUCGCCGACAUCACUCUCACUUUGUUUGUUUUCGAUCAGAUGCGAUCGCACUUUUCAAUACGCUUCACUGUUUCUGCACGACCUCGUGCUUUCUCUCUGGUUCAGCUGCUUCUUCAUGUGUCGACUCAACCAGCUCAGGAUGUGAAGCGACGUGCGAAGGAGGAACAGUUAAAUGUCCUGUAUUGGCUCCUCCCACAGCCGCUAACGUCAGUAGUUACUGGAACCGACUCGGAAACGAUUCGUAGAUUUACCUCCUGAGAAUCCCCUGAUCUUUAGGUUUAGUUUCCUCCGCCAAGCAGGUUUUCGAGUUUGUUUGUUGGUCUCAUCCUCCCACCAAGUUUCGUGGAAAUACGCUUGGUAGUUUUUGAACAAAGACACACAAAAAGGUAUACAUGAACUGUUGAAUGUAAAAAAGUCAGACGGUAAUGCCGAUGGGAAACAGGCAGUCUGUGCUAACUGGGGCUAAAGCUAGCGUCAAACAUACACACAGCGACUCGUGUCAAAGAGCAUGGGCUGCCCACUCAGCAACAAUAGUUUUAUCCUCCGUUUCUGAAGGUCAGGACGUCUGACCACGGCGACGUAGGGGAGGAGCUCAACGCUCUGGCCACAUGGCGUCACGUGAAUAUUUGGCUCAAGUUCAAAUGUUUCAAAGCGAGCGAUUCAUGUCUUCAUUUGAUAUUCUGUUAACAGAUGCUGCGAUCCAUAUACCUCGGAACUGGGAUGUCGGGUUUAUCGUUCCAAUAUAAUCUAGGAACUCGGCAUUACGACCUCUGAGUCGGAAAUGCAACUGGAACGCCCCUCGGUUAUACCUCGGGAAGAAAACACCACCCGCCCGAGUUCCGAGGUGAAACGGAACGCAGCAAGACUCCCGCUGUUGUGCUCUUGUCGAAGCAUCAUGAGAGUUGUAGUUGUAGCUCCUGAGCUGCUUGUGUUGUUUUCAACUGUCCCAAACAUUUCCAGACAAAACAAUCUGCAGACCUCUGACCGGCAAUGUUCUCUCCAUAUCUUCAUCCUCAAGUGCAAUUAGUGAAAACACACGUACACGUCAUGUAGCAAAAAAAAAAGGACACUAAUGAAGGUAAAACUUAAGGACACAAACGGACCACAGGACACAAACCAACACACUCAGCGGUAUCUCACGCCAUCAAUGUGCCACACACACACACACACACACACACACUCCUGCUCGGUGGACGUGAUCAAUGUCUUGUUCUUCCGAGCGUCAUGACCUCUGACCUGACUCCUCUGUCGUCUCUUCAGAACCUCUUGACUGUGAGUUUUAUUUUUUCCUCUGUAACUUGCUGCUCUGCUUUGUCCUGACGAUGGAUUUUCUUUAUGCAACGUUGACGUGGAUGGUUUUUAACGCGUCAGAUGGCAGCUCACCCCGUUGUCCACAGCACCGCUGUCCGUUCUCUCCGAGUAAUUAUUAAUCUUAAUCUCUGGAUAUAUGAACUCUGUGAUCUGAGCUGGAAUUUCAGUCAAACAGCCGUGCUUUCAUACAGAUUGGGCCUCAUGCAAGAACCGGUGGCACGAACAGAUUUGUCCAUGAUGGUCCAGACGUGUCGUACGAGUCACGUGAGAUCACUCAAGUUAUUUUACUAAUGGAAUCGAAUAUUUCAUCACAUCCAAACUCGUAAAAAGUUAUUUUUACUCUUUGAUGUGGUUUUCAUGAAUGAACACUUGACGUGGGGGAGGAAGUGCAGCCUUAUAUGGCAUCACUUGGUAAUUCUCAUAAUUGCCUGUCCUCGUGCACGAUUGCUCAAAUACGCGCAGGUGGCAUUCAUCCUGUUCACGCAGGUCAUACACACUUUCCUCAGAAUAAUCUGCUGAAUAUGACGUGUCACUUAAGUACAAACUCGCUGUACGAAGAAAUGUAAGAAAAGUUUAUGAUAAGAAGAGUAAGAAAAUGUUCUUGCCUGAGGCCCAAUGAUAAUCUGUUGUAUUAUCCUGCAGGAUCUGAUGUGAAGGGAGCACAGGUUGAAUAACGGAGUUCCCCAGAAUCGAUCCCUGGGGAACUCCGCUCAGAUUUACGAAGUGUCCCCGAGCAAGGCGCUGAUUCCCAAAAGGGCUAAAACUUAACACUCCUAGAAAUUCCUACUCUACAAGUUGGAACGGAAAGUGUCUCUUUAAACAACUGCAUUCCUGGACCUCGAGUGACGGUGAGUUCAGAUCACUGUCGGUGAAAUGUAUGAAAUAUUACAAGGGGGGAGCUGCGAUCUGAACGGCCGCUGUUCGUAGAAACACAGUGACUUUAUCUCCUGUAUCGUGGAACCACUGUUGUAAAUAGCACUUGAUAAAAUAAUUCAAACUCC
Molecule: messenger RNA, 6175 nt
Organism: Scophthalmus maximus (turbot)
Lineage: Eukaryota; Metazoa; Chordata; Actinopteri; Pleuronectiformes; Scophthalmidae
Product: nucleotidyltransferase MB21D2
Exons: 3
Coding region: 282-1793 (503 amino acids)
Source: RefSeq, a predicted model, not a curated record